Molecule: messenger RNA, 3492 nt
Organism: Nilaparvata lugens (brown planthopper)
Lineage: Eukaryota; Metazoa; Arthropoda; Insecta; Hemiptera; Delphacidae
Product: nucleolar protein dao-5
Exons: 5
Coding region: 28-2649 (873 amino acids)
Source: RefSeq, a predicted model, not a curated record
GAUGCAGAGGGUGUGGAUAGAGGUGCAAUGAGAGAGAUAAAUAUUGUUUCUGAAGAUAAACCGGUAGAGACCAAAAAAUAUCCUAAAAAUUUACUGCAGGAAAUUGAUGAAGUUGACAAAGAUGGAUCGACUAUAAAAUUUGGCAAAAAUGUUGAAGAUGGAAAGCAAUUUCCAUCACAGAUCCCAAAAACUAAUGAAAUACCAAUUAAGGGAGGAGUCAGUCCAUUGAAGAGUGAAACCCAAGAUUUGAAGAAUAAGGAUACAACAAAAAAUAUCCAAGAUGAGCAGAUAGGUGUUGAGAAGAGUAAAACUUUCCCUGGACAAAAGAGUAUUACAGAGACAUCAAAUAAAAUGCUAACUGAUAAAGAACCAGAAACAUUUCCUCUAUCAGGGAGGGAUGAUGGAAAACCUGAAAAAUUCGAAAAGAAAAAAAUUAGUGAUGUAUCACCUGAAAAAUCACAAAAUCUGAAAGAUGAACCAAAAAGGCUUGAUGAGACUCAGAGAGCUCAAGAGUCGAAAUUGAGUCCAAAAUUCACUAGAGAGCAACUGGCAGGAGAGAAUAAAAACGUUGACAACCCCCUUGAGAGAAAACCAUCCUCAGUCGUUGACAAAAUAUCUGUAUUCAAUGCCCCAACUGAUGGAGAGAAAAUUGAUAGUGAAAAACAACAAGGAAUGGGCUUAAUAGAAGAUGAAGCUUCUGCCAAAACAAUACCAAAGCUGAGUAGCUCGCAAAAAAUUACUAAAAAGUCGACUACAGAGGGAGAAAAACUGAAACCUCAAGAUAAGACUUUGCCUGGUUCCGUUGAGCAAGGCAAUUUGAACAAGGUAAAGAAAGAGGUGGGAGAUAGACUGCCAACGCAGGAUGAAUUAAUUGCUUCAAAAGGAUCACAAUCUGACAUCAAUCAAGAGUAUGAGAAGGCAACAAAACCACAGAAAGAAAGUAAGAUAAGUGAAAGAAUCAAAUCAAUUGAGUCACUACUUCCUCCCUCCCACCCAUCUAAGCCUUCUAAGGUUCCUGCCAAGUCUACAGAUAAGUUGACACAAGACCAAAGUGAUGAUAGAUUGAAAGACAAGUUGUCAGCUUCAGGAAAAGAUGGAAAACUAACAAAAAAAGAUUCAAAAGAUUUUGAUCGACUUGAGGUGAAACAAUCGAAAGACAAUUUGCGUUCUAAAAGAUCACCUGAUGAGAUGAAAACUGGUCAAGAGAGAAACAAACAGCUAGAUGGAAUCCAACCCAAAAAAGAGGAAGGCAGGGAUAGUAAAUUGGAACAAUCUAAAGCAAAAUCAAAAUCGAUUGAUAAAGAGAGAAGAAAAAUAAAGUCAAGUGAUUCAGAGGGAUCUUUAUCACAAUCUAGUCAAUCGCAAGGAGGUGGAAUGCGGCAUGACGAUGGGAUCCAAGAUAGGAAGGGGAGUAGAAAUUUGCGAGAGACUGGGAAACUGGAUAAAUUGACAUCAAGCAGAGUUUCCAAGGAGAAAAAACAUGCCGAUAAACUUCCCACUCAUCUUACGAAAAAAGAGCAAGAGAAAGCAGGAAAACCAUCAGAGAAGCCUGAUGAAUAUUCUGCGAGUAGAAAUAUCCAAAGUAAAAAUCAAGUACCUGCUGACAAAGCAGUUCGAAAGUCAGCUCCACAAACCAAUGCCAAAGGAGAUCAAACUUUAUUAAGAAAGUCCAAAAUCGAUGAAAAGCAAUUACAAGGAAAGGUUAUUAGGGGUGAUAAUAAGUCUAAAGAAAAAGAAGAGCCUGAUUACUCAAAAGCUGAAGCUAGUCAAAUUCGUGAGAAAGAUAAAGCUAUGGGGCAAUCGAAAAUCAAGACACAAGUCAAGAAAGAUGAAAAAGUAGAUCCGAAAUUGAGGAAAUCAGCUAGUCAAAAAGUAGACCCUAAAGAAAUUGCAGCUUCCAGGAAAAUAAAUGGCACGGGGAAGAAAGGAACAGUCCCAGUGGAUUCCCAAGAUGUGAAGCACAGCAGAAGCUUACCUCCACAAUACACGUCUGAUUCAGAAACAAAUAAUGCUGAGAAGCCAGAUACAUGGAAAAUUAAACCCACCUUGUUAGAGAAGAUGAAGAAAUACGGAAUCCAAGUUCUAACUUUGGAUGAAUUGGAUAGACUACAUGAUGAAGUACUUGUUGCAAUGCGAGCCCACCACGGAUUGACAGAUUCUGAAACUGAUGAAACAGAUAUUCAGAAAGAAUUGCAGCAACUAUCACCGGAGGAUUUGGGAAAUCUUCAUUCAGAGCUGAGUGACUUAGCUGAAAACAAAAAAUCAAGAAAUAAGCCUUUGCAGUCAAUGUCGAAAAUUAAAAUUCUAACCCAGUUAGCAGGAGGUAGAUCACCACCAGAGCAUGACACUUCUGGUUCGACUGCACCCAAAAGAAAACCAGCUGAGAUCCCAACAGAUAUAACAAAGCGAGUUUUGAGGCCAGAUACAUUGAAGAUUGGCAGCCCAACUGAUGAUGCUACUUCAAGGAUGAUGGAACCCAACAGAUUGGGGAUUGGGGUCCCAUCAUCAAGUUUAGCCUCCCAAAAAAGGUUGGGAGCUCCCCCAGGGAAAGACCAAUUAAGUCCAACAUACAGACCACAGAAUGAUGAUGCUACUUCAAGGAUGAUGGAACCAACAGAUUGGGGAUUGGGGUCCCAUCAUCAAGUUUAGCCUCCCAAAAAAGGUUGGGAGCUCCCCCAGGGAAAGACCAAUUAAGUCCAACAUACAGACCACAGAAUGAUGAUGCUACUUCAAGGAUGAUGGAACCCAACAGAUUGGGGAUUGGGGUCCCAUCAUCAAGUUUAGCCUCCCAAAAAAGGUUGGGAGCUCCCCCAGGGAAAGACCAAUUAAGUCCAACAUACAGACCACAGAAUAUGAAUGAACCGAGAUCAAAUGACCCUAGAAUGGAGGUUGCUGAAUCACUUCGUCGGAGAAACGAUGAUUUUGUGCAAGGAAGAAGACCUUCAAAAGUUCAGGAUAGAAGGACUAGUCAAAUGAGGGGAAGUAUUAUUGAGAAACUUCAGCAAUAUAUUAACGAUCAGACUUUAGCUGGAAAGCCUCUGAAGAAAAAACCAAGCCAUGAGUGUCAUUGUACGCCACAGGAUAAGAAUAUCGUCAAAAAAUGCUUCUGUAGCCAUUAAGCGUUAAGAAUUGGGAAUGUAAUUUGUGAUAUUGUCGUUGAUUAUAAUACUGAACAUUGAGCUGAAUUUUGAUGUUUCAGAAGUCAAAAUUCGAAAAUGAAUUCUGAUAAUCAUGAACUUUAAGGUCUAUGAGAUACAGGUGUUCAUGAUAAUUUUUGAUUGAUUGAUCCUAAACCUCAUUGUAGACAGAUUUAUCUUCCGUGAUUCCGAAUCAAUUUGAAUGAAAACUAUUUGUAAAUCUUCACAAUAAAAGAAUAUUGAUUGUGUACAAAGUCUUGAAGUAUUAUGUCCAUUAGCACCUAAUAUUAUUUUAAUGCUCAUCAAGUAAUAGAGAUGUUACGGAUGUAUGAUUGAAUAAAUACAGAUUAUUGGG